This is a messenger RNA of Coregonus sp. 'balchen', 2044 nucleotides long. NCBI's taxonomy places the organism in Eukaryota, Metazoa, Chordata, Actinopteri, Salmoniformes, Salmonidae. The record is from the annotation of a GenBank genome assembly.
AUGUUUGCUUCAAUUAGAGACAGUGUGCAUUUACCAUGUGGCACAUCCUACAUCAAUUCCUGCUCCUCUGUUACCUGGAGUAUGGAGGAAAAUGGGUUUCCUAUCCAAUUAGUACUAUCAGGCAAGGUGGACGUGAAGGGUCCAAAGCCAGGAAGAGCCAGUCGACUGAAAGUGGGACAUGACUGCUCUCUACAAAUUCAACCUCUUGAAAUAGAUGAUGGAAGAGUUUACACCUGUGAAGAUGGGGCCACCAGUUCAAGGGUUUCUCUUCACCUUCUCAACAGUAUGUUACCAUUUAUGAUCAACCUAAAUUGUCAGUUUUUAUACACACUAUUUCUGAGUGAGUGUUGUCACCAUAGUUUUUAUUUUUAUUUUUUUAGUUACUCUGGCAACAGACACCAAUAUAGCACCAGAGAUGGAUAUCAAGCUCCAAUGUCACCUGAAUAUAUUCUCAGGCCUUGUCCCACAAUGCAACCAUAGUGAAAUACAGCUGAAUUGGCUGAAUGAAGCCAAUACAGUGCUACAGGGAGAGAGAUUUCAAACCGAACGUUCAUCUGCUUGCCUCUCUAAACUGAUCAUCCGAGGUGUCAAGAAGACAGACCAUCACAGGAAGUGGCGGUGUCAACUGAUUGAAGGAAAGGUUGUGAAGACGUCCCUCAGCUAUACCAUAGAAAUUGCAGGUACUUUUGUAACUAUGUAUUAUUACAGCAUAUUUGCGUUAACACAGUAGUAUAUUGCAAUCAAAUUCCUCUCUCUCUCUCUCUCUCUCUCUCUCUCUCUCUCUCUCUCUCUCUCUCUCUCUCUCUCUCUCUCUCUCUCUCUCUCUCUCUCUCUCUCUCUCCUCUCUCUCUCUCUCUCUCUCUCUCUCUCUCUCUCUCUCUCUCUCUCUCUCUCUCUCUCUCUCUCUCUCUCUCUCUCUCUCUCUCUCUCUCUCUCUCUCAGGAGGUAUAGAGGAAGUGUUUGUUGCAGUGGGUGAGUCAGUAUCACUUCCCUGUGUCACCCACUCUUCUCUCGAGGUGGGCAGCAGAUUCCAGUGGACUCUGGGUCAAAGAUCACUGUCCAGUCUGUCUCAGUCAGGUGAUGUCUCAGCUGGAACUCAGGGUCACCUCCCUGCAUCUCUCAUCAGCCAAGACGGGUCUUUGGUCAUCAGCAAUGUGAAAACACUGCAUUCUGGGCUCUACAACUGCUCGCAACAGAACAGAAUCCUACUACACACUCUGGAUGGUGAGUGUCAAUGGGUUGUAUCACUGAGACAUAAAUAAGUGUCUUACACUAUGAAUAAACUUAGUAAAUGAGGGUAACGGCACAAUGUACACCACUGCUUUGUCCUCAGUAUCUGCAGAGUAUGCUACCCCAGGCGGAAACAAUCUCACCCUGACCUGCUCACUCACCUGUGUGGAAGAUGGUAGAGACUUCCAUUUGACCUGGACUCACAGUGGCCAGGAUGGGUUGCAGAGUGGUCCUAUAGGACACAACAACACCCUCAUCUCCAAACUCUUCCUUCCUGACCGCCAGGGCACAGAGAAGAUAGCCUGCACCGUGCUCAGAGAGGGGGUUGAAAUGGCUGUGAAGGAGUGGACCAUCCAGAGAGGUAAGACUUUUGAAAGUAGUUUGGUACAAUGCAUAGCCAUGAUCUGUGUUGAGGCUGUAUUCUUUCAUUACUGUGAUGUUGUGAUAAGAUAUUGAGUUGUAAUACAGUCUCUGUGACUUGGUACGUCUUUGCAAAUAGGUCAUGUACUACCUGGGGUGAUAUGGUCAGUCCCCCUUUUGCUGCUGUUGCUCUGUGCUGUUGGAAUAAGGGGCGUGUAUUGGAAGAGGCAGGGCAAGGGAAGUGCCGCCGGUAAGUAUGUGUUCAUGUGUGUUAGAUUGUGUGUGUUACAAAAAAACUGCAAUUUUGAUGUUGCAUCCUUGAUAAAAGCCUACAGUAAUGACCAGCAGUAAAAAGGAAAGACAUACCAUCCUAAUUACAUUUAUGUGAAAUAAAGCUGACAUUUGUCCCCCUUUGCCUACAGAAGGAGAAGUACAGCAGACACCUGUUGGAAUG